Molecule: messenger RNA, 3853 nt
Organism: Peromyscus californicus insignis
Lineage: Eukaryota; Metazoa; Chordata; Mammalia; Rodentia; Cricetidae
Product: cytochrome c, somatic-like
Exons: 1
Coding region: 3073-3387 (104 amino acids)
Biological process (GO): mitochondrial electron transport, ubiquinol to cytochrome c; mitochondrial electron transport, cytochrome c to oxygen
Cellular component (GO): mitochondrial intermembrane space
Molecular function (GO): electron transfer activity; heme binding
Source: RefSeq, a predicted model, not a curated record
AUCCUUCUACCAUUUGUGUUCCGAUGAUUGAACUCAGGUUAUCAGGCUUGGUAGCAGAUGCCUUUACCUACCCAGCCAUCUCACUGACCCUAAAUUAUACCUUUUAGAAAGAAUAAAGAUGCUUAAAGAGAUGGCUCAGACAUUCAGAGCACUUGUUGCUCUCCCAAAGGGCCCAGGUUUGAUUCCCAACACACACGUGGUGGCUCACAUUUCGUGGGGACCCAACACUCUCUUCUGGCUUCCACAGGCAUCACGCAUACACAUGGUACACAGACAUAUAUGCAGAAAAAACACCAACCCACAUAAAAAAAUUAUUGUGUUUUCGUUUUCUAUUAUUAAUUAAACUUAUUCAUUAAUUUUAUAUGUGACAACAGUUUUCCCCUCCCUCCUCUCCUUCUAUUCCAACUCCUCCCUCUCCCCCCGCCCCACUUUUUAACUACUACUCUGUUUCUGUUCAGAAAGGGACAGGCCUCCCAUUAGGUGUCAGGAAAACAUAGCAUAUCAAGUUGAGGUAGGACUAAGCUCCACCCCUUGUGUUAAGGCUGGGCAAGGCGACCCAGUGUGAAGAAUGCAUUCCUGGAAGCCAGGCCAAGCUUUAGAGAAAGGCCCUGCUUCCACCACUAGGAAUGCCACAAGUAGUUCAAGCUCCACGACUGUCACCCAGUAGAGGGCCUGGGUCAGAACCAUGCAGGCUCCCUAGCUGUUGGUCCACAGCCUGAGAGCUGCUAUGAGCCCAGUUUGGUUGUUUCCGUGGGGUCCCUUGUGAAGGCCUUGACCCUUCUGGCUCCCACAAUCCUUCCCUCCCUUCAACAGGAUGCUCUCAGCUUAGCCCAGUACUUGGCUGUGGAUCUGUUUCCAUCCGUCACUGGAAGAAGGCUCUCUGAUGACAAUUUGGAGUAGUCACCAAUCUGAUUACAGGAGAUGGCCAGUUCAGGCUAUGUACCCAUAAUGCUGGGAUCUCAGCUGGGGUCAUCCCUAGUAUAUUCAUGGAAGUUUCUCUUGCACCAAGUUUUUACCUGAUCCCAAGAUGCACUCCACCCACAUUUAAAUGUCUCUUUCAAUACUGUCCCCCUACCCCCAACCCAAUCCCUCUUUUUCCCAUCGACCCAGCUGCCAGUCUACCCAGGGGAUCUCUUCUAUUUCCCCUUCCCAGGGAAAUCCAUGUGUCCCCAUCCAUCAUGUGGGCCCUCCUUGUCACCUAGCUUCUCUGGGGCUGUGGACUGUAGCAUGGAUGUUUUAAAACUCCAACUAUUUUGCUUGCAUUCAACAGUUAUAUCAAGGUGUCAUAUCAACUUGGUGGGGUCUUAUAAAACAACUCUUCAAAUAAAGAGUCUCAUUUCCUUUUCUAUCAUUAACUACUGGCUCCAGUGAUUUUUACAUGGUAGGCUAUCCCCCUACAGUCAAAGAAGAGUAGAAUACCAGGCAAGGCUCCAAGAUCUCAAAAGUCCUCUGAUUAUACUCUCCGUAGGACUGGUCUCUGUGAGAUUGCAGCUGAAUCAUAUUAUCAUCAUCAGAAAUAAGAGGUAACAGAGUGAAACACAGUGAGCUGGAGUUCAGAGACUUUGGUCCUGUUACAAGCCAUAAUUUGUAGACUUUGGAUAAGUCAGGUCACCUUCUUAGGUCGUGAUUUCCCAAAUAAAGGAAUUAUUCUAAGAUUCACAACCACAAAACUUUGCCUCAGGACACUGACUAGAGACACAGGAUUCAGGAGAGGUGUCUGGGAAGCCCAGUUCCAUUGUUCCUCCUCAACCAAAGUAUUAGUCACUUUUACCUGUGUGUGUCGGUCUUCUGGGUGAGCCUUGGUUUGAAAAGGUAAUUUGAUGCCUUGGUACACUUUCAAAGCUAUUUUGAUUACUUACAAUCAACAACAUUGAUUAGCAUCACCUACACUUACAUGUUAACAUUUUUAACUGUUCAUUUCAGUAGUUGAAUUAGGCAAUGAAAUUUUCAGCAAGGCCUUCAGCACUACAUUCUUCUUUAACUCUGCACUAUUCACUGAACCUCAGAAUCUGUAGAAUCCUGACCUCCUCUCACUGCAGCUGGAAGGAAACCAGUACAGCAGAACACUUUAAAUCUGUAUCCUGUGUCCUUAGGGAUGAUACAUUCUCUCAACAUCUGCCUGGGACUCAUUGUUCACAGUCCAGUGUCUAGUGUACACUCAUGGGGAUCAAAAACAAUUAUUCAUGCCCUACCGUGUUCAGACACUGUUCUAAUCUUUAGAAAUAUUGUGAGGGUUGGAGAUUUGGCUCAGCAAUUAACAGUACUAACUCCUCUUGCAGAAGACCUGGUUCAGCUCUCAACACUCACAUCAGGUCACUCACAACUGCCUGUAACUCUUAGUGAUCUGACACCCUCUUCUAAGGAUGCCUGCACACCCAUGGUGCACAUAAACUCAUGUAGACACACACACAUAUACAUGAAUAAGAUGUUUUUACUUUUUAGCAAAAAGAGAACUUGAAAUAUAUACCAUCAGACAUUACCAACUAAUGAAGGGACAGGGUAACUAACAAAAAACUACAAAACAUUAUGUAAUGAUUAAAAACAAAGUAUUAUGUCAUUCUUGAGUGCAUGACCCCAUUCUUCAGUUUCUAACUAGCACAAAUUGGACUCAGUGAGUUUAAAAAAAAGAGACAUGAAGCUAGGAAAGGGUGGGUGAAUUGGGGAGAAGUUAGGGGAAAAGUGGGGGUAAAUGUGACCGGAACACAUGUAUCCAUGUAUGAAUUAAUAAAAAUAUUACUGUGUUAAAGUAUAUUGUGGAAUAGUGUGGCAGAGUGUUAUGUGGCAUUGUCUAAUGAGUUAGUGUCUUAGAGAAGAUUUCAAGUAGUCUGGAAAAGAGGCAGCCAUUAGAGAAGUGGUAAAGAGAGACCCUAGGGAAGGAGGACUCCCUGGUACCUAACUUUUGUAGCUAAUACACAGGCUACUGGGGAAAUUUGUCACCAGUAGUUCUACCUGCCUAAAGACUCUGCCACACUCUCAACCUGCUGGUUAACAACUGCCCACUGGUAGAGAACGGGGCAUCCCAUCUUUGUGUCUUAGCGAUUGUGGUGUUGAUCACCUGGGAGCAAAAUAUAAAUGGGUGGUGUUGAGAAAGGCAAGAAGAUCUUUGUUCAGAAGUGUGCCCAGUGCCACACUUUGGAAAAGGGAGGCAAGCAUAAGACUGGACCAAAUCUCCAUGGUCUGUUUGGGAGGAAGACAGGUCAGGCCACUGGAUUCUCUUACACAGAUGCCAGCAAGAACAAAGGCAUCACCUGGGGAGAGGACACCCUGAUGAGGUAUUUGGAGAAUCCCAAAAAGUACAUCCCUGGAACAAAAAUGAUCUUUGCUGGAAUUAAGAAGGGAGAAAGGGCAGACCUAAUGGUUUAUCUUAAAAAGGCUACUAUUGAGUAAUUCUACUGCCUUAUUUAUUACAAAACAAAUGUCUCAUGGCUUUUAAUGUGCCAUAAUUUAAUUCAUACAUCAAAAUUCAGAUCAUAAACGACUAACAAUGUUUUUGUUGGGACAGUCCUGAUUUAAGUAAAACUGACUUGUAGUAAAGUGGAUAUGAUCUUUUUAAAAAAUAACAAUUCCAGUCAUAUACUAUCACAGCUCUCCCUUUCUCAAGAUCAAAUUGUACUUAUUAAAGUUCUACUUUCCACAAAGAUGGGGUGUCACCUGAAACCUAUUGAAUGGUUUUAUGCUUAAAUUUAUAUAAGUAGGAAUAUGAAUAUAUUUAAACACUAGGAAAAUUCUAUCACUCUCUCAGAAACAAGAAGACUCACCUGUGUUUCAGUUUGUAUUCACUGACCUGUUACAGGCAAUGGAACGUCAGGUAGCAACUGUCUAUUCUUGACUUGAUGAUGUCAUUUUAAUUAGA